Messenger RNA from Hibiscus syriacus, 2231 nucleotides. RefSeq names its product exopolyphosphatase-like. Lineage: Eukaryota; Viridiplantae; Streptophyta; Magnoliopsida; Malvales; Malvaceae. The coding region runs from base 39 to 1814 and encodes 591 amino acids. The transcript has 6 exons. Gene Ontology annotation, molecular function: pyrophosphatase activity. The record is from RefSeq and is a predicted model, not a curated record.
GGGAAUGUUUAAACAGAAAGUAAAUAAUCCCAUCUCGCAUGGCAAACAAUCUCUUUGCAGCCAUUGACAUGGGCACCAAUGCCUUCAAGCUCCUAAUGGUUCAAGCUCAUCUCCCUGGUAAAUUCAUCCCUCUUUUAACCGUCAAAGAACCCGUUGUUUUAGGCCACGAUUCGCCUUCUUCCACAAUCUCCACCCAUUCCCAAAACCUCUCCAUCAAAUCCCUUCUGAAUUUCAAUAAGCUUAUUCAAACUCAUAAUAUCCCGCCUCUCCACACUCGCUGCAUAGCCACAUCGGCCGUCCGCGAGGCCCGGAACAAGGUCGAGUUCAUUGACUCAGUCGCUGAAACCACCGGGUUCAAAGUUGAAGUUUUAUCAGCCGAAGAAGAAGCCCGGUUUUCUUACCUGGGAACCCUUCAAUUCUUGCCGGUUUUUGAUAAUAUGGUCUUGAACGUCGAUAUCGGAGGUGGGUCAACUGAGAUUGCCAUUGGGUUACGUGGAAAGGUUGAAUUUUGCUCGUCUUUGAAGCUUGGCCACGUCACUUUGACUCAACAGAAUUUCGGGGAUGAAGAGGCUAAAAGAGCUCCGAAUAUGAGGGACUAUAUUAGGAAUGUCGUUAAGGAAUCUGGGUUAAUCGAGAAAGUUAAAAAUUUUGGCUUUGAAAUAGCUUUGGGGUCAUCAGGGACAAUAAGAGCCAUUGAGAAAGCAGUUUCCAAAGGGCAUGCAUUGGAUUUUGCUGAAAACGAAGCUUUGUUUAGUGAAUGUAAAGGGGAUUGGAGCUUUAGCAGAGAUGAAUUAAAGAGUGUUGUCGAGAGCCUCUGUAAAGGAGGAGAGGGACAAAAAGUAAAGAGAGAUGGAUUUUUCAAGAGGAGAUCAGAGUCCAUUGUUGCUGGUGGGAUUUUGUUGGAUGAGUUAUUUGAUUUACUUGGGAUUCAAGAAAUGUUGGUUUCUGGUUAUGGAUUGAGAGAAGGUGUGAUUGCUGAUUGUUUAGCUAAGGUCUUCUGUGAUGGUUAUGAUUUGAACGCGAAUGCUCGGUUUCGGUCGGUUUUGCAACUUGCUGCAAGGUUUAAUGGCAAGAAGAAGACCACUUCUGCUGCCGAAAUUGCUAGCAUUGCAACGGAGAUUUUUGAAGGCUUAAGUAAAUGCAAGGAUCUUGAUAACAAUGGAGUUAACCUUUCUAUUCAUUUAGAUGACAAAGAUCUGGAAUAUCUUGAAGCUGCAUGUUUACUGCACAAUAUAGGUCUCUCCACUGGUAAAAAGGGUUACCAUAAGAAGUCAUAUCACAUUAUCAUGAACGGAAAUCAUCUUCAUGGAUAUAGUGCUGAGGAGGUCAAGUUAAUAGCUCUUCUUACGAGACACCAUAGGAAGAAAUUACCCAAGUUUGAGGACGAUUCUUUUAAUGAGUUCGGAGAAGAGGCAAAUCAGAAACUCAAAGUUCUUUGCUCUAUUAUACGUUUAUCUGUUGUGUUACAUCACAAUGGAUGCAUAAACUACAGAGAAAUGGAUUUUUCACAUUCUUGUGAAGGUUUCAAGCUGGUUAUUGGGGAAGCAAGGGUUCAAAAUCAGCUGCCUGGCGUUGAGCAAUGUACAGUCGAUAACCUUGCGGCAGAACUAAGGCAAGAAUUGGAAUACUUUAAGAAGGCAAGUCGUAUAAAACUUCUGCGUAUUUCAUUAUUAAGUUCACGAACUGAAAUAUCCGAUAUUCUCUUUUGUCCCUACAUUGGUUUCUCAUCUUCCUUGUUCAGGUGUUCAAGCAAGAAUUGUUCGUUAAACUUGAAACACCAGCUUCCUGUUCAAACUAAUCAUGCUACCUCUUAGUUCUUCAUCAAAAUUGGGUGAGAAAAGUGGUUCAAGUCGACUAUGUCGGGAAAUGAAGAGUAUGCAUGCUGUAUUCUUCUCAUUGUCUUGCGACAAAAUUCCCUUUUAAUCUCGGUUCUAGUAGCUAGUAGCUUUAUCCUGGAUGUUCCGAGAGGUAAUCUGAGUAGCUGACGACCACCUACUGGUAAAAAACAUCCUGUGGUGGUUCCCCGGCCAAUGGUGUGGCUGGUGCUUAAGAAUACAUGGAGCCUGGUGAAUGCAAAUAGCUCAGCAGUUGAUGCACAAUUUUCGUCUGCGAUUUCGAAGAAAACCUCAGGGUGAUAUCUAACAGCAGGUGUACCUUGGUCUCUGUUCUAACAGUUGCAACUGCAGAUGUUGACUUCAUUGUAUCUUUAGACAUUUAUUUUUAUGUGUAUA